Messenger RNA from Telopea speciosissima, 825 nucleotides. RefSeq names its product probable calcium-binding protein CML23. NCBI's taxonomy places the organism in Eukaryota, Viridiplantae, Streptophyta, Magnoliopsida, Proteales, Proteaceae. The record is from RefSeq and is a predicted model, not a curated record. The coding region runs from base 143 to 754 and encodes 203 amino acids. The transcript has 2 exons. Gene Ontology annotation, molecular function: calcium ion binding.
UCUCUUCUUGUCAAACCCCAACAAUCAUUUAGACACCUACCAGUCGUACUAUAACUACCACUACCACCACCAACACCAACACCAUUACCCCUGCAAGUUUGUAAUUCUGUCUUACCUCUUCCAUCCUCCCCCUCUAUCAAACAUGUUCUCUUCUUGCAAGUUUUGUUUAAGCCAUCCACCCAAGUGGGUUAAAACCCUUCUUGAACAACUCAAAGCCUUUAACAGAGUUAAGAGAUCCAACAGAAGAAAACCCAGGAGAUUGUUUUCUAGUUUCGAUUGGAUUACUUCGCCUUUCGCGAAUAUGGAAGUGUCUAACCAGCUGAAACAAGUGUUCAAGCUCAUUGAUGCAAAUGGAGAUGGGAAGAUUUCUCCUUUGGAACUUGGGGAAGUGUUGCUGUGCCUUGGCCAUGAGAAAUUGACAGCAGUCAGGGAAGCUGAAGGAAUGGUCAGAGAGCUGGAUUGUAAUGGUGAUGGUUACAUCGACUUAGAUGAGUUCAUGGAUGUCGUUGGUCACAAAGAUGAAAUAGGUUGCAGGGGUAAGGAAGACGACCUAAGGGAUGCCUUUCUCAUGUUUGAUUCUGAUCGAAAUGGGUAUAUAUCAGCUAAUGAGUUACAGAGUGUGUUUGUGAGCUUAGGACAUGAAAAAUGCAGUCUUGAUGAAUGUUUUCUAAUGAUCAGAGGAGUCGAUAAAGAUGGCAAUGGGCUCGUAGAUUUCGAAGAAUUUAAAUCAAUGAUGAUAGGAUGCACAGGUUGAAGAUCCAAUUCCACCCAAUUUUGCCCUCUUUGAAGUCCUCGGUCGAACACUUAAAGAGCUGCUGAGAUUGA